Molecule: messenger RNA, 628 nt
Organism: Sphaeroforma arctica JP610
Lineage: Eukaryota; Ichthyosporea; Ichthyophonida
Exons: 1
Coding region: 113-592 (159 amino acids)
Source: RefSeq, a predicted model, not a curated record
GGGGACCAUAGCGUUUGAGUUAUUGUACAUGCUGUGAGUGGGUAUACAUCUUAGCUAUUCUAAAUAGUCUAGCGCGGACUGCUUUGGAUACAAAGGUAUACACAUACUUACCAUGGGCAUCAAGAAGAGCCGGUCUCCCGGCCGGCCCAUGGCGCCCAGUAUUACCACCACUCCAGCAGCAGACGAAACGGAUCUUAAUCAAAACAGUCAACACAAUCAAAUUAGCGGAGUUGACUUAGUAGCAGACUCUAAAUCGAAUACCAAUACCAAUAUUAAUAUCAGCACACUCAGAAGUGCAUCUUCAACUCAGCUGGGAAGGGGCCGAGAGGUUGUGAAUACCUACCAAUCCCUAUCGACGGCUGUGCGUGUACCAUUCCGGUCGCGCUCAUCUUUACCUAAUCUCGUAGGGGCAUCGGGCAGUAGUGCACCCAGUACCGCUCCUGCUGGAACUAGUAUAGCAGAAAUGACCUCGGGAAGUUCAUAUGGUUCUGUUCACAAUACAACCUCGACUUCAAGAGGGGGAGGUGGACAGGAUAGGCGAUAUUAUGGACAUGGAGAAAGCUCGUCUUUGCUCCGUGGUGGAUAUCCGUAAGUGAUCGUUGUGGGUGAAUAAAGAGGACUAAGAGGC